Molecule: messenger RNA, 1273 nt
Organism: Ziziphus jujuba (common jujube)
Lineage: Eukaryota; Viridiplantae; Streptophyta; Magnoliopsida; Rosales; Rhamnaceae
Product: cell division protein FtsZ homolog 1, chloroplastic
Exons: 5
Biological process (GO): chloroplast fission; cell division
Cellular component (GO): chloroplast; cytoplasm; cell division site
Molecular function (GO): GTPase activity; GTP binding
Source: RefSeq, a predicted model, not a curated record
AUGGCAUUCGACGACAACUAUGCGUGUCUCACCACCGACGUAACAGAACGACUAAUCGUGUGGACAAGGAAUGAUGUGGCCACCAUAGCUACACAUUAUACGGAGCUUCACACCUGGGACUUGAGGAAGAUUGUCAUCGACCCAGGUCAGUUUUGUCCCAAACUCACUAAGGGUCUCGCUGUCUCUCGUUGUUUCUCGCUGGUCUCGCCUUCAAUUCCCACUUCGUUUCACCACCGCAAAACACCUUGCUCCUCUUCGAGUCUUCUCAGGACGUGCAUUCCUCAGAGUAACAGAAAGAGGGGUGGUAUUCGACGCCACUCUGUAGGAGUCGUAAGCUGUUCCUUUGCACCCAUGGAAUCCGCUAAAAUUAAGGUGGUCGGUGUUGAUGGAGGUGGCAACAAUGCCAUCAAUCGCAUGAUUGGUAGCGGUUUACAUGGGGGGUUCUCAGGUGUAGAUUUCUAUGCCAUAAACACGGACUCUCAAGCACUUGUACAUUCUGCUGCUGAGAACCCACUUCAGAUGGGAGAGCUUCUGACUCGUGGACUAGGUAAGGGUGAGAAUCCACUUUUUGGGGAACAAGUAGCAGAAGAAUCAAAAGAGGGAAUUUGCUAAUGCUAUCUUGCAUUUAUAACAGCUGGUAUGGGUGCAGGGACAGGUUCUGGUGCUGCCCCUGUUGUUGCUCGGAUUUCCAAAGAGGCAGGUUAUUUGACUAUUGGUGUAGUUACCUAUCCUUGUAGCUUUGAUGGACGUAAGAGAUCCAUACAAGCAUUGGAGGCUAUUGAAAAAUUGCAGAAAAAUGUUGACCCUCUUAUAGUGAUUCCCAAUGACCGUUUGCUUGACACUGCCGAUGAGCAAACACCACUUCAGGAUGCUUUUCUUCUUGCUGAUGAUGUUCUACGUCAAGGAGUGCAAGGAAUUUUUUCUUUCUUUCUUUCUUUUUUUUUUUUUUUUGGGUGUGUCUGCGUGUGCGUGUGUGUGUAUGUUGGUGGUGGAGAAGUUUGACACUGUUGCAAAAAUCAAGGUGAUUAAAGAAGGGCCUUUACCAAUCUAAGACGGAAGGAAGCUAAAGAGCUGGUUGAGAAGGCACCUGUUUUGGUUAAGCAAGGAGUUACCAAAGGAGAAGCAAAUGACAUGAUAGAGAAGAGAAAGGCUGCUGGGAGAGUUGCAAUUAUGGAGUAAAAAUUUUCUGCAAUGUUUUUAUAUCCUUGGUUUUGUUGUAGCUGGUUUUAUGGUAUCAGUAAAAUCUCAAAUUUCAAAUUAUGAAAAUUUUGUA